Molecule: messenger RNA, 279 nt
Organism: Cooperia oncophora
Lineage: Eukaryota; Metazoa; Nematoda; Chromadorea; Rhabditida; Trichostrongylidae
Source: the annotation of a GenBank genome assembly
AUGGCGCUUGUCAGUGGCCGUAUUACAAAUGUGCUGCUUGUUUAUCCGCCGAACUCUGAGGAGUUCAGAAACAAGGCCUACGAGAAUGUAUACAUUUUCCUCGGAAUCGGCGUCUUUAUUCUCAUCACAAACUUCAUACAGUUUAUGUGUUUCCACAGCUGCUGUGUUCGUGUGAUGGCCAAAAUGCGUCACGAGUAUGUUUGGGCGAUACUUCGUCAGAAUGCAGGCUGGUUCGAUAGGAAUCACUCAGGAACCUUGACGACAAAGUUGAACGAGUAA